GCUAAGGACACCUCCAUUAGAAGCCCUGUGUGAAGAGCAGGUCAUUUGGGAAACAGCAAUGAAGAUCUAAACUUGAACACCGCAAAAUUACAUUAUCAGCAUUGCUGAUAGGAUAUUUGAGCAUUUUUCCGAAAGGCUCUUUGACAGCAAAAAAUCCUUGACUAUCUCUGCUAGUUCACUCUAUGAUACCCUCAGGUGGAGAGGCACCUGUCAUGUUUCCUAGGAACUAAAGAUAGUAACCAAUGGGUAGUUACUCAAUGACUGACUCAAAAUCCUCGUCUCACAAUGGAUUAUUAGUAUUUUUUUUUGUUAUGUCACAGAAAGGAAUAACAAAAACAUAAUUGCAGAGACAAUUCCCUUACUAACUAACUAACUAUGGACAUUUCCAGGCAUGUAUUCAAGUCCUCACGUGUUUGUUUGGAUUCUGGGUCAUGACCACAGUAGUUAUGUUUUUCUUUGCACAUUGUUUGGCUCUCCAACCAGAUGUCAUUCUUCUCUGAAAACCACUAGCACGUUUCUUGGUAAGGCGAUCUCUCUGAUGAACAAGUAGAGACCUAGAGGCUUCCGGUGGCAAAAUGUAAAUAAGAUAACGUGACGACUGUCAGCAUGGGGAGCCUCCGGAAGCCUUGUGAAGGAUAUUGUGUUUUUCUUAUUGCCAUUCAACAUUAUUCUUUCAGUGUUCUUCCCAGUUUCUACUCCCCAUCUUGAAACUUCGAUGCUACAGUCCCACCACAGUCCCCUGAGACCGGACACACCCUUGCAAACAAUGUUGCUCUUACCAGAUUACUCUCGAUCGUUAGCCAGCCACUCCAUCCAAACUCACUUUGCGCCUUAGUGCCCAGGAGAUUAAUUCUCUGGCAGGGGUGAAACGAUGGUUUUAAGCAAACCGAUUUAACUCUUAAAUAAGUUAACAUAAACCAAUGUCUAGAGAAGUUAAGGAUCCUUUCGGGUUAAAGAUCUAUAGCUUUAACCACGAUUGCACUGUGUCGAUUACAAUUCCCAGCGGUUACAGCUCUUCAGAAAGGAGGCCUACAAUCCCCUCUUCACUUCUCCUCGGUCCUCUCUUGAACCCAUAGGGGUAAGUCUGGUUUGUUUGCUUGCUUUUGUUUUUCCCUUACCACGUCACCAAAACUGGCCCUGUCCAGGUCACCGGGGGCCUCCCUUAAUCCAGAAUCAGCGUCUCCUCCCCGGCCAGCGCCCCGCCCCCCCCCCCCCCCCCCUUCUGGAGGGAUGGCACCGGGGCAGGAGCCCUGGUUAGCAAAAUAGCUGAGGGUGAGAGGGGGUAGGAGGGAUGGCAGCGCCCCUGGAGCUUCGGGGAACUCGCCCGCCGGGCAGAGGAGGGAGAUGUCGCCACUUCCCCCGACUCCUCCAGUCCCGGCUAGAGAGCGCCACCGCACGCACGCAGAGGCGCCGGGGGACGCGCGGAGGAAAGACCCGGCAGCGCGCCCUGCACUGCGGGGACCCGCGAGCGCCGGAUGUCCCCACCCACCUAUCCGCACGCAGGGACUGGGGGACGCGCGGGAGGACCAGCCGGCUAGCGCGCGCGCCGCACUGCGGGGACCCGCGAGCGCCGCAUGUCCCCCACCCACCUCAUGUCCCCACCCCCACCCCCUGCUCCCCUGCUUCCCACCGCCUCUGCAAGGAGAAAACUAAGCAAAGCCGGUGCACCACUUCCUCUGGCUGAGACCCGAUAACGUUGUUUCUUCCGUUGAGGGUUCUGCAGAACCCUCCAGUUUCAUCACGGAACAGAAAGAAAACACACCGGAGAGCACUGAUUUCUUUACGGGGAGGCGCAUCAAACCUACCGCUGGUCCCGUGAGUGAGCACAACGGUGUUGUGCCUGUGUGCCCAAUAUCAUGAAAGCCUUCCGGCUGCACAGUCCCUAUAUUUGUCAGUUGCACAGAACGGCAUCUCUGAGGCAAAAUACUCCAGCCAGUGGCGAAGGAUGUUUGGACAGAUGCAAAACACAGAGGGAUCAAUGAUGCAGAAGACAAGAAAGCAUCCCUAUCAUUGUCAACACAAGUGGACAUGCAAAGAUUACCCUAAAUGUCCCAAGUGGCAUCAGACUGCUCUGAGAUUGUCCAGCAUUGCACUGGUUAUACUCAUUGCCAUAGUGAUAGGACUAACCAUUUUGGUAUGUCGCCUAAGUAGUGAGAAAGGAACCAAAGAUUGUGAUGGCAUGAAUAUUUCUCCCAGGAAACAACAGGACAAUACAAACUUCACAACAAAGUCCACGCUAAACUUAUGCCCUAAUAACUGGCUGCAGAAAAAAGGGAAAUGCUAUAAUUUCUUAAAAACCUUUAAAUCAUGGACCGAUAGCCAAAAAUCCUGUUUAAUAAUGAAAUCACAUCUCUUGAUGAUCCAAGACAUGGCUGAACUGAAUUUCAUACAGAGUAGUAUACCGGAUGGAAUUUACUUUUGGAUGGGUCUGAACAUCACGCACCCACAAAAGGCAUGGACCUGGCUGGACGGCACCCCAUUAAAUCUACAGUUAUUUCAAGUCAUGGGCCAAGUUGAAGAUAACGCCUGUGCCGUAAUAACAAAGAAGGGUGUGUUUUCCGAAAAGUGUUGUAAUGAGAGUUACUGGAUUUGUCAACAUGUGAUUUCUUCAGACAAUAACUUCUAAACUGAUUGCAGUCUACCCUAUCAAAAAAAAAAAAAAUUCAGAAGUCUUUUUUUAUUUAUGUAUUUUUGUAGAUGUACAUCAUUUUUACAACAAAUAUUAUGGUGAUGAUGAUGAUAAUGGUGUAGAUUUGUGUCACUAUAACUCCGGGCAAUCAGGCUUAACUCAUUCCUUGUGGCCUUGUCACUCUUGUCACUGGUGCUAUAAUUCAGCAGUCAUCCCCCAUUCAUCAUAGUGGCUCUUUUAGACAGAAGUUGGCCUUUCAUCUCUUCAACAAUUCUCUCCCGACAGCCCCCAUUCACCAUUAGCAGGGGAGCUUUUUUUUUUGAAGAGAAGCUGUCAGAUGAUACAUUCAUGAAUUUUCCACCACUGAGUCUACACAAUUGUCUGCAUCUUACUUCUUUUUCUUCUCCUCCUAUUUCCAAAGAAGGGGUCUUCCUCUGUCUGGCUAAAUCAAAUCUCAAAAUCUACAGCCGGGAUUGCAUCUCUUUUCAUUUUUUCAAAGAGAUUCCUUCCUUCAUCACCUCCACUUCUAACCUCUCUCUUCUUACGCCUCCUUUUCUUUCGACAAUGAAAAUGCAAGAACGCAAGAAAAUUUUCCCUGAACCACUUGUGGCUUCCAGUUUCUAUCCAGUGUCUCCCACCUGUUUUAAGUCAAACUUCUGAGAAAUUGUUUAUACUUGCUUUUUCCUCUUUUCACCUCCCACUCCAGGUUCUUCUGCAAUCUGGUUUCUGCUUUUCCCACUAUUUCACUAAAGUGUUCUCAUCACGUCAAGAAUGCCUUUCUUCUGCCUAAACACAAUGACAGCUUUUUAGCUUUCGUCUUAACUCUCAGCAGUGUUGUUCAUUUGUGGCCUAUCCUUUCUUCUAGAAAUAUUCUCUGACCUUGGCAUCUAUGACACAAUGCUCUCUUGAACUUGUAUCUACCUUCCUUGCCAUUGCUCUUCAGUUUUUUUUUUUGUUUGUUUGUUUGUUUGAAGCAUUGCUUCUCUCUUCUGAUCUCUUAAAUAUUGACAUUCCUUGGAGUUUUGCAUGAAUUCUCUCAUACACAAUUCUUGGCUAAACUCAUCUACUCUGUAGGUACAGUUACCAUCAAUUUAUUGAUAACUCCCAAGCCCAUAUUUCUAACCCAGACCUUAUUACAGCAGAUUGCCCACUGGACAUCUCUGGUUGGACGUCUCAAAGCCCCUCAAUCUUCCCAUGUUAAAAAUUAAACUCAUUAGCUUAGUGAAUGGCAGCAAUGUGCCCAUUAGCCUAAGCCAGAGUCCUUGGAAUCAAACAUGACUUUUCUUUUUUCUUUUUACCCUCGAUAUUCACUCAUUUAAAUCCUGUCAAUGUGACUACAUAAUUAUUUUUGAAUCCAUCUAUAUGUCCUCAUAGCCACCUUAUUGUCCUCGAUUCCUGCAACAGUCUUUUUGUCUGCUUUUAGUUUUGUCUGCCAAAGUCCAUUCUCUAUCUUGUGAUCAUAGCAAUUGUCUAAACCUCCUAUCAGGCCACAUUACUCACUACUUGAUUUCCUUCAGGGACUUUUCAUUGCUUUACCUUGUUUUUCAUUGAUCAUCUCUUACCAGAACCUGUGUGUCUUCGCCCAUGUUCAUUUCUUUCCCACUGCCAUGCUUCUGAUGAUGCAAACACACUAAAUUUUGUUCAGUUUCCCAAAUGUGUCAUUCUUUCUCUUGCCUCUAAUCUACUCAUGUCUGCCUCAGCUUAACAUUCUUCCCUUUCAUACUCCCCUGUUGAACUCCUGCUUAUUGUUCAGAUGGCCAGUUAAACGCCAUUUGGUGGAAAAUAUUUCCUUAACCAUUCUCCGCUCCAGACUAAAUUACAUGCAUUUGUGAAUAUGUUCAUAGUUUCCUGUACUUAUCUAAUCCUAAUAUUUGAUACUGGAUUUUUGACCACUGUUUAUUUAUCUGUAUUGUGAGCUCUGGGAGGACAACGAUCCCCAUUAUUGUACGGGAGGGACAAGAUGCCUGCGGCGUGAUGGAUGAAGAGUAAGCUCUUGUUAUGUUGUUGAGUAUUAUUUGUAACAUGUCUUAAUGUUUCCCCAGAACAACUUUUCCUAGUUGUGGAGAGCUUCCCUUGGUCUAGAUAAUCACAAUCUGCAUGUAGACAAAUAAACCACUCUGUUUUA
Molecule: messenger RNA, 4754 nt
Organism: Neofelis nebulosa (Clouded leopard)
Lineage: Eukaryota; Metazoa; Chordata; Mammalia; Carnivora; Felidae
Product: killer cell lectin-like receptor subfamily F member 1
Exons: 7
Coding region: 1946-2626 (226 amino acids)
Source: RefSeq, a predicted model, not a curated record